AUGAAAAAAUCCCAAACUGCAUCAUCAUCUUUAUCAAGACGAAGCCCGAAAUUCGAAGAUUUAAAAUACAAUGACAAAGACAUCAACAGUUUUGCGUUCAAUUUCACAAAAUCCCCAAGAGAGCCGAUGGAUAAGCAACGAAUUUAUACAGCCUCAAAUGUAAAGAUCCCAAGAUUGAAACUGCUAAAUUCAGGUAAAAUAGAAAAAAAUGACUCUGAUCCAAGUUUAUUUCGAGUCUCAGGGUCCCGCUCAACUCGUGAUAUUUCCCAUAUCAAAGACAAAGCAAAAGAUGAGUCAAUGUCACCAUGUCUCCCUCCAAUUCUCCCAACUGAUAUAAGUGCACUGGCAAAGCUAAUUGAUACAACAGAUCCAUUAGGAAUCCCUAACUCAUAAUGAGGAAUAAAAUUGUGGCUUUAACGGAAAUUGGUCUCCCUGUGGAGUAUGACGGACCAGUCCUGAAUGAAAUGAGGGCCUCUGUCCCUUUGAAGUAGGCUUUCAGGUUUGGGGAAGUCUUACUGAAGAGGGAAGUUUUUUCUCCCUUCAAGGUUUCCCUGUCCCUACCAGAUGAGCUAGACAGGUUUAUCCUAUCACAUAUUCUUCGCUAUCGGGACUAUCUAGGCACACUAACCUAGGGAGCUAAUCCUUAGGUGAGGUGAGUUUGGCUAAAAAUUCAAGAGCGGAAUUUUAGUUGGGCCUUACCGUUUGCACUCUGGUGUAUGCGCACCCAGCGAGGCCACCUUUCCUGGAGACAAGGUAGUCCGGCUGGUGAGGGUCCCGCUUAUGGUCGUAUAAAUCUUAAUCUUAACUCAUAUAGCCCACGCCGUAUAAAUUCCCCAACAAACUGUCAAAAAGGAGCCUGUUCUGAAAUUUUAUCAAAAAUUCCCAACAAGCAGAGCCUAAAACCUGAGCAGUCAGCUGACUUGCUAGAGAGGCAUUAUUUAGGAAGCCCAACGGGCAGACAAGAUGUAUAUAACCUCAAAGAAUGACUCAAAAAAAUGAAAGAAAUUUAUGUGAAAGGAAUUUCAAUAGAAAAUGACCAGCUAACUAUUGAAGAGCUAACAAAAGCUGAAGUAAUAUAUGAAAUGUGUGAGCGAGAAAUAAUUCGUCAGGUAAGUGUAACUUGCCUUGAAAGAGGCGAGCUCAUGCAAGAAGUGCAUGCUUAUUUUCUGAAACUGCAUAAACUGAAGCUUGACACCCUUGUAAAAGAGCAUAACGGAAAACUAGAAAAAAUUAAAGGCGAAAUGGAAGUCAUGGGGAAAAAGCACACUGUCACAAGAGCAAAAGCCCAAGAAGAAAUAAAAAGCUUGAAUGAGAACAUCGAGAGUUUAACGAACGAAAAAAAUAUUCUGCUGGGAGAAAUUUCUUCACUGCAGGAGAGGCUGAAUGAAAUGAUGGAAAAAGCAAGCCAGGAGUUUUUAAAGCUUAGGACUAGAAGGUCUUCAUUUAUGAAACCAAGCAACACUAUGAUGCCAGAAGCGAGAAAACUAGAAAGCUCUGACAUAGAAGCAUCAUUCAGUUAUAACCAUGAGAUGGUUCCUGAUAAGAUUAAUACGAAAAAUGAAAUUCUACUAAACGAAGACCACCCAAAUCCUCCUAAAAUUUCAUUCCUGAGAGAAAAAACGAAUAUUUAUAAAUUCGAUGAAGGGACACACAUUUUGCCAAUAUAUCGACAACUUUUUAAAUUUGAGAAAAAGUGAGAAGACCAAGAAAUACAGGUCGAGCUCGAUAAAGAAAAUGAAAAAACAUUUUCAGAAAUCAGCACACAAACUUCGAAUGAGAAUAAUAGCGAAUCGGACUCUGGAAAAAGAUUUGGAGAUGCAGCUGCACAAGUUAAAAGAAAAAAAGGAAAAAGCAGAAGAGGAACGCUUGUAGGGAAACUUAAAAUACCUGAUUUGUCUCCUAAGCCUUCAAUAAACCCUUCUCUUCUUAGAACUCCUGAUGCAUCGCCUAGGCCUUCAAUUAACUCUUUAGUUCCUCCAAAAACUCCUCAGCCCCAAAACAGAAGCAAAUCUCCUGCAACUCCUUUAUCAGAAAGAAAAGGUGAUAGAAGGAAAUCAUUUAUGGUGAAACCUACAAGUUUCUUGAUCCCUGAUGAGUUCCCAGUACUAAUAAAUGAGCCUGCAAGCCCUGCAAAAGCAAAACCUGCGAUUGUUAUCAAGCAAAUUGAUCCCAAUGGAAAAUUGAUAGAUGAAGGGAUAAUACAAAAGCAAGAGGAAUUGAGAAAAAUAAAUUCAGAAAUUUCAAAUAAGACCAAUGAGCUUGAAAAGCUUGAUCAUAAAUUGAAAAUAUUUGAAAGCCUAAUUAGGAAAAUGGGAAUACAGACUCAAAAUCCUUUACUAUCAGAAAAGCAAAGCCCUACAUUACAGACAGAGAAAAAAACUCAAAAAAAUCCCUUAUUAUUUGUAAAGCCAAAAAAAAAGCGAAAAAGAAGCGGGAGUGAAGAUAUCAAAAUUGAAGUGUCUGAUACUGAUAGACUAGAGACUCAGGGAUCAUAUAAUGAUCUAUCAAUAUUCUCAAGCAAAGACUCUAAAAAGUCUAAAAAAAUGAAUCUUAUCUUAUCUUAUAGAAUUUAUAUCGCUUAACGUCCACUACGGGGUUACAACUCCAGGUUUAUCACUCGCCUUUCGUCGCAUCGGGCCCACCAGCCUGCUGGAGACAAACUCGCUUCGAUCACCAAGUUGCUUCUAGGGCAAAUGUCCACGUCUUCGACGGCUCAUGGAUGAGCUACUUGCUUGUACAUGGGUUGCUUUUCCGAAAAACCCAAAAAAUGGAUUUUUCUGGUCGGCUAUCGGCAAAAAGGAAAAAUGCAAAGCCUGGGACGUAACGCCCAGUUUCACGCUAGGGAGUUGCCCGAAUGGUCCAGAGGACUUUGCUGGGCUUCCCCUUUCCAACCCUGCACCUUCCUUCCCCACGAGGAAAAAUCCACCCCUGAGAAUAGACUAGGGCUAGGCUCUGAAAGCUACCAGAAUUGCUUACCUAGCAUUGCUGUCCAUCUCUGAAAUGGUAAAAACUUGCCGGAUAUAAUUAAAAUAUGAGUCGAGGCUGCAUGGCCGGGAGGCCAUGCCCAGACGAAGACGCCAUAUUUUAAUUAUCUAAAAAAAUGAAUCAAGGAGACAUCGUUAAGCUAGAAGAAAUCAUCAAAAAUCUUCCUCCAGAUUUCGAUUUAGAGGUCUGGAACUCUGGCUACAAUUGUGGAUUUGAAAUGGGCAAAAAAGAAGGCUUUGAAAACGGUGAAGAAUUAGGCAUAGAAGAAGGAAUUUUGCAAGGAUACGUUAAUGCUCUUCGCGAAACAAAUGAUGAAGGCUAUACGUCAGCAAAUGAAGAGCAUUGAACUGACUCCUCGAUAGAAAGUUCUGCAACAGAUAUGCCUAGCACUCUAAGAGAUAAUCUUCUCGAUUUCCAAAACUUUUCAGUAGAAAUGAUGGAAUCGCCAUUUGACAAAGAAAUUCAUGAUGCGUCAUUUUCAGACGAUGAAGAUAAAGCCCAAGAGAAAAGCUAUAAGCCUUUGAAUAAAAGAGAAAUUAUAAUGAAAAAAAGAACAAAAAUAGUAACAAAAUUUAUGGAAUUCCAUUUUGGAAGGAGAAAUAUGGUCCACAUCAAAAAAGUUAACCCUGCAAGCAAGCUAAUGGCGGAUUUUUUGACUAAUAAAAUUGGCUGAAUUAUUAAGCGCGCCUCAAUGACCAGCAAAAUGGUGAAUAGAAUCAUGGCAACUGUGUAUGAGGGCUUUGCAAAUAAAAUAAAAACUGACGAAGAUGGGUUGCUGGAAGCCACUUAUGAUGAGUUUUCUCAGAAAUAUGGCUUGAAAACUGUAUGUGACCGAAAAUUCUUACUCCCCCCUCCGUGAGCGAGCAAAACCAUUAGAAAAAUCCCUAAUUUUUGCCAAAAGCCCACCCUCCAUGAGCAAACAUAAUUUUUUUAAUGUGAAAAUUUUUUGCGAAAAAAAAUUAUAGCUAAUCCGGUUUAAUUUUAAACAGCUUACAUUUUAAAAUUGAAAUUUUACAAAUUGAAUUAAUAUUUGUUUUCCAAUUUUUGCGAAUUGGUAUUUUUUUAAAUUUCGAAAAACAAAUUAUUAUAAAUUUAUAUAUAAUUAGCCUCGUGAGUGAACAAAUUUUUUUUGUUCACUCACAGAGGGGAGAGAUAGAAUUUAUCGCAUCUUUGUUCAAAACUGCUGACAACCUAAGAUCAUUAGUUUACCUCAAAUUCAUUGGGGCGGGUGAAAAGUUAUAUGUAAGAAAUUAUAACAAAAAAAGCCUGGAAAUUUAUUUAGACGCUCUUGCAUUCAUGUACAAUUCUAAAAUUGGGAUUACUAUAAACCUUGACGAUACUUCAGAUCAAAUUUAUUUACCAACAAUCAGAGCAGUUGAAUGUAUAAAGGAAAAAAUGGAAAACUUCGCUGAUAAAAAGAUGAUUGCUCAAAUUGUUUCUAUUGUAGAAAAAGCAUCAAUUCCUGAUCCGAAGCGAAUCAAUCAAGGUGGAUUAAUUGAAUCUGAGCUUGUUUUGAAACUUAUUAUAGACACUUAUGAAGAAUAUCAAAUAAGAGCUCAAGAAGGUGUCAUCCAAGCCUUGAAGUCUAUAAAAUAUGAUGAGGAUUUAUCAGGGAUUUCUAAAGCAGAAUUUUUAAUUCUUAUUAGAAAUAUUUCGCCUCAAAAAUAUAGAAAUUGGCAUUUUGAUGAAGAGCCAGCCCAAGAUAAGUUGGAAGACUUUUUACAAUUAGAUAAAUUAGUAUCGUUGUGUAUAGAUAAAGGAUUACUACUCAUUAAUGACUUAAAAGAGUAUUUGCCGCUGCCUAUUGAUUAUUCUCAAGAAGAUAUCUUAUCAGAAAUUGAUUAUACUAAAGAAGAGCUUUAUUCUAUUAUUUCCCAGUUAAAAAUUACUAAUAUAGAAAAACCAAUAAAAAUUUUAUCCCCUGAUCAAUGGGAAAUAAAACUACAAAAUUGUGAAAAAUCAAUCACACAGCGAGAGCCUCAUCUUACGAAGCUUGCAUGGAAAAUAUUCCAAGAUGAAUUAUAUCCAUUUAAAGUCUAUAAAAACUCUAUACCGGUCAACUUUUUAAAGCAACUAGCUUUAGAAUUUUCAAACAAACGAACAAAAUUAUUUAGACGCCUUAAGACAAUUUUAUGGCUGAGCCAAUGAUUAUCGCUGGGUAUUAAGGUCGUUAUUGCCCGCUGCUAGCAAUGGCAGAGCACUUGUCUUCACAUCUCAUCCGUUUGUUUUCGCAAGAAUACCCGUCUUCAAUGCGAUUACGCCCAAUUAGUUUCCAUCUCCUCUGUUGGAGUCCGAUGAGCUGCAGACUUGCCUCCAUCUUGCUUCUUACGAUCCAUCUCUCUGCCAGCUUUGAAUCAUGCAGAGACUCGUUCAGCCUACUCUGGCCAAUCUUCGCCCUACACACCUUGAUACCUGCUAAUCUCACCAGCCACCCUAUCCAAGAACCCAAGGUCUAUUGGCUCGAUUGCAUAGCUUGACUUGAAAAAAGUUUUUUGUAAGCUGAUCAAGAACCUCGCCUGGGGAGAAAAAUUAACUAAAUUAAAGAUAGCUCUUGGUCGUCGAGCUACAAUUUCUACGGAUAAUUAUCUUAGCUUAGAGAUGCUCAAUUUACUAUUAGCAGUUAUAAUAUAUAUUCGUAAUGAAUGUUUUACCCCCUAG
Molecule: messenger RNA, 5643 nt
Organism: Blepharisma stoltei
Lineage: Eukaryota; Ciliophora; Heterotrichea; Heterotrichida; Blepharismidae
Source: the annotation of a GenBank genome assembly